AAAAAAAAAAACUCCCAGGGGCAAUACCCUACACUUAUAAUAAAAUCCAAGCUCCUGUGCAGGGCCAUCCAGUGAGCCCCUUCAAAGCCGCUGGCCACCCCCCACCCUGCACCUGCACCCCGUCGCUGUCACUCGGGCUUUAUGACCCUGGGAGUGGGGUAUCCCUAGCAAGCUCCUACCCCAGGCCCUUUGCCCUUGCCCUUGGUCCUGCCCCAACACUGUCCCCAGAUCCUGGCUGGCAUGACUACCUCCUCCUCAGGAUUCAGUUCUCACCUGGAAGCCCUGUGAGAAGUGUGCCGGGUGGUGUCCACCACAUUCCACCGUCCUGUCACCCGCUGAGCACUCAGCAGUAUCUGAGACUGUCUUCUAUCAACUGUCCAAUCCAGCGCCAGCCCCAGGAAGGGCAGGGAUUUGUGUCUGUUCUGUUUAUUGCUAAUUGCCACUACAGGCGUCCCUCAGUAUCCAUGAGGGGGUUGGUUCCCGGAUCCCCAGUGGGUACCGAAUUCAAAGGGUGCUGAAGUCCCUGACAUAAAAUGGCAUAGUACUUGGAUAUAACCUAUGAACAUGCACCCAUAUACUUUACAUCAUCUCUCCAUUACGUAUAAUACCCAAUGCAAUGCAAAUAGUUAUUAUACUGCAUUGUUUAGGAAAUGACCAAAAAGUGUGCACACAUUCAGUAUAGAUUCAAUUUUUUAAAAAAUAGUUUCAAUGUGAGCUUGGUUAAACCCAGAUGCAGAAAGUACUAGGGGCGAGGGACACACACUCAGCGUUUGUUGACCAGUGGCUGUACAUUUAUUUAUACAUAGACAUACCCACCCCCAUAAAAAUACUCAAGCGGAUCACCACAUAGAUAAAUACACAGAAAAGGGCAAAAAUACCUCCACACACGCUCACACAACAGACUAAACAGUCACAGACACCCAGGAGUCCCUUUCUUGUCCCCAUGGGAGUCAGUCCUAGUUUUUUCCCCACCUGGAUCUGCCCUCUGCUUGAACCCAGUUUCUGGGGGAGUGGGGGUCUCCAGCCUGGACAGGGAGGGGGUCGCCAGUCCAUGGGCCUCAGACAGUGCCUUCAGCUAUGUCUGCAAUUUCCUCUCCCCCUUCCUUUCCUCCUCCUCUCUAAGGCUCCCGCCAGGAAGGCCUCCCCCUCACCCCAGCUCCAGCGCAGGGAGGGGAGGCCCAAGGAGGGGUGGGGAGGAGGGAGGAGACUGGGCAGAAAGACCCAGCUGCGCACGCUGAUCACACAACACAUUGCAUGCACAGGCCCAGGUGGUUGUGCAUGUGUGUGCAGGGCCAGGUUGAACCAGGGGGAAGCCGCCACAGGCCACCGGGCGCAAAGGCGCACAGGCGCUCCCUCGCAGGCACAGGCAGAGGCCCCGAGCUGGGGUCUGCAAGGCUGGCUGGCCCUGCCUGGCUCAAAGCCCUAGUCCAACAAUCAUUAACCCUGCGUGACCAGACCAGAGCUCGCCAGCUGGACACACUCACGCCUGGGCCCUGGGAGGAGGGGUUAAGAGUCCUCUCCCUACCGGGCUAGCUGUGCGUCUGGGGGUGCUGGCAACCUCCGCCAGGUCUGGGGAGAAGGGGCAGUCUUCCCUGGGGGAGGGAGCCUGGGGCCUCCCGGGAGGGGGUGCAAGGUGCAGCUGUAGGGUCUGAGAGUAGUGGGUUCAAAUUCUGACUGUUCUGUCAGGUUAUCCAAUAUCUCGGUGACUCAGUUUACUUUAUCUGCUGAGUGGGGAUAAUGGUACCCACGUUAUAGGGUUGUUGGGAGUGAAUGAAAAAACACGUAAAGGGUUUAUUUAGCCCCUUGCCUAGCACCUAGGCAGAACUCCAUCAUCACUAUUAUUGUUGUUGUUAGUAGCCCGGGGGCGGGUCCCCGCAAGGGCCUCCCCAGCGGCUUCCUGUGGGGGAGCAGACCGACCCCGCGGGCCUAGCUCCCCCUCCUGCGGCCGCUCACUCCUCUCCCCUUCCUCUCCCGGCCUUUUCCUCCCCGCCUCCCUGCGCCCCGCCCCGUCCCUCCUCUUUCCUCCGAGGAAACUUUCCGCCGGCUGGUCCAUUGGCCGUGUCCGGCCCGCGCUGCCGCGGCCUGGGACCCAAGCGGGGCGGAAGGGGCUCAGGGCCCGGGUGUAUGCGGCCGCCGGGCGCGCCGGGGCGGGCCGCCGGGAAGCGGGGCGCUGACGGCUGACAGAGGAGCUGCCCCCCAGCAGCAUGGACGCCCCCCGAAGGGACAUGGAGCUGCUCAGCAACAGCCUGGCGGCCUACGCGCACAUCCGCGCUAACCCCGAGAGCCUCGGCCUCUACUUCGUGCUGGGCGUCUGCUUCGGCCUGCUGCUGACCCUGUGCCUCCUGGUCAUCAGCAUCUCGUGCGCGCCCCGCCCGCGGCCCCGGGGCCCCUCUCUGCGCCGGGGUGCCCGCAGCAGCACCCUGGAGCCCGAGGAGGACGAAGACGAGGAGGAGGAGGACACAGUGACACGGCUGGGCCCCGACGACACGCUGGCAGGCCCCGAGCUGUCGGCGGAGCCCGACGGGCCUCUCAGCGUCAACGUCUUCACGUCCGCGGAGGAGCUGGAGCGGGCGCAGCGGCUGGAGGAGCGUGAGCGGAUCCUGCGGGAGAUCUGGCGCACCGGGCAGCCGGACCUGCUAGGCACCGGCACGCUGGGGCCCAGCCCCACGGCCACUGGCACCCUGGGCCGCAUGCACUAUUACUGACCGCCCGGCUCCCAGUGCAAGGCGCUCUGGAAACUGGACAUGCAAAUGGGCCAGAGCUGCCCCAGGACUUUCAGACUGCCCCGCCCCCACAGCUCCCCUGGUGCUAUUGGGCAUGGACCGCCACCCUCAGAGAGGCACCCUUCCCCAGGCCUACCAUUAGAACCCUGGGGGGGGUGUGCAGGGGCCCCACUCAUCUCUGGGGGACGAAGACGGGAAGUGACCAAUGAAAGCUGCAUUCUCAGUG
Messenger RNA from Microcebus murinus (gray mouse lemur), 2949 nucleotides. RefSeq names its product eva-1 homolog B (gene EVA1B). The record is from RefSeq and is a predicted model, not a curated record. Lineage: Eukaryota; Metazoa; Chordata; Mammalia; Primates; Cheirogaleidae.